AUGAAAACAAAGUUUGAUCGCCUCGGUACAGGAAAAAGAAGUAGACCCUCUCCAAAUAAUAUUGACUUUAACGACCAGUCUGCUACAUUUAAAAGAAAUAAGAAAAAUAGCCGCCAACCAAGUUUUAAAGUAGGUUUGUCUUAUAACAGUUUACUGGAUGAUUGUGAUGAUGAAAAUGAAACAGAGGAAAUAUUUGAGGGCCGUGGUCUGCAAUUCUUCGACAAAGACGAUAAUUUUUCAAUAACAGCAGAUGAUACACAAGUAACUAGUAAAUUAUUUGAUCACGAUUUAGAGCAGACACCUGAUGAAGAGGCGAAGAAACCUAAGAAGGUCACGAUAAGGAAAUCAGCGAAGAAAUGUUUGAGCACGACCAUAUUACCAGAUUCAUUCAGAGGGGUUUUUAAAUUUACAGAAUUUAAUAAAAUGCAAUCAGAGGCUUUUCCUAGUAUUUAUGAGAGUAACGAGAACUGCAUAAUUUCUUCACCAACCGGAUCAGGCAAGACUGUAUUAUUUGAAUUGGCAAUAUUACGUCUUAUAAAGGAAACAAAUAGUGAUACCAAUAACACCAAAAUUAUAUACAUCGCGCCAACCAAAUCUCUAUGUUACGAGAUGUACAAGAACUGGUUUCCUUCCUUUGUGAAUCUUUCUGUUGGUAUGCUUACUAGUGAUACCUCUUUUCUGGAAACUGAAAAGGCUAAAAAAUGUAACAUAAUAAUUACGACACCAGAAAAAUGGGAUUUGUUAACAAGAAGAUGGUCCGAUUACAGCCGAUUAUUCGAAUUGGUCAAACUUGUCCUAGUUGAUGAGAUUCAUACCAUAAAGGAGAAAAGAGGAGCAUCUUUGGAAGUAAUUCUGACAAGGAUGAAUACAAUGUGUCAAAACAUUCGGUUUGUUGCUUUAAGUGCAACAGUUCCAAAUAUAGAAGACCUAGCAUUGUGGCUCAAAACUAACAACGAGCUUCCUGCAAAUAUUCUUUCUUUUGACGAAUCGUACAGGCAAGUUCAGUUAACGAAGUUUGUUUAUGGGUACUCCUUCAAUUGCAAAAAUGACUUCCAAAAAGAUGCUAUAUAUAAUUCCAAAUUGAUUGAAAUAAUUGAAAAGCAUGCCGAUAAUCGUCCCGUACUAAUAUUUUGUCCGACUAGGGCUUCAACUAUAUCAACAGCAAAAUUUUUAUUAAAUAAUCAUAUUUUUUCAAAAAGUAAGAAAAGAUGUAAUCAUAAUCCCUCCGAUAAAAUAUUAAAUGAAUGUAUGCAACAAGGUAUCGCUUUCCAUCAUGCUGGAAUUUCUUUAGAAGACCGUACUGCCGUUGAGAAAGAAUUUCUUGCAGGUUCAAUUAAUAUAUUGUGUUCAACUUCAACGUUAGCUGUUGGUGUGAACCUUCCCGCAUAUUUGGUCAUUAUCAAAGGCACCAAAAGUUGGAACUCUUCUGAAAUCCAAGAGUAUUCAGACCUAGAUGUACUGCAAAUGAUUGGGCGGGCAGGAAGACCUCAAUUUGAAACUCACGGGUGCGCAGUAAUCAUGACAGACUCUAAAAUGAAGCAAACAUAUGAAAACUUAAUUCAUGGAACUGACGUUUUGGAAAGUUCAUUACAUUUGAAUUUGAUCGAGCAUUUAGCAGCAGAAACCUCUUUGGAAACUGUAUAUUCAAUUGAAACUGCAGUAAAUUGGCUACGAAACACAUUCUUUUACGUUAGAUUUGGGAAGAAUCCAGCUGCAUAUCAAGAGGUGAACAGAUACGUUAGUUUUCAUUCCGUUGAAGACUCUCAGAUAAAUCAAUUCUGUCAGUAUUUGCUUGACACCUUAGUAAAAGUGAAAAUAAUCGAUAUCAGCAAUGGGGAGUACAAAUCUACAGCGUACGGAAAUGCAAUGACGCGACAUUAUAUAUCCUUUGAGUCGAUGAAACAAUUCAUUAACGCAAAAAAAUUUCUAUCAUUACAAGGGAUACUAAAUUUACUGGCCACUUCUGAAGAGUUUUCAGUUAUGAGGGUGAGGCACAAUGAAAAAAAAUUGUUCAAAGAAAUCAAUUUAUCGCCACUUUUGAAAUAUCCAUUUUUAACCGAGAAGAAACAGAGCCAAAUAAUUGACAGGGUUAGUCAAAAGGUUUCUCUUUUGAUUCAAUAUGAGUUAGGUGGGUUAGAAUUUCCAUCAUACGAAGGCGCUUCUAAACUACAUCAAACUCUUGUUCAGGAUAAAUUCCUCGUUUUUAGACAUUGUUUUAGAUUACUAAAAUGCAUGGUAGACACAUUUAUUGAAAAAAGUGAUGGAACAUCACUGAAAAAUACUUUGUUCUUACUGCGAAGCCUGAAUGGUCACUGCUGGGAAAACACGCCAAUGGUUCUUAGGCAAUUGAAAACAAUUGGACUAGUUUCAGUAAGAAGGCUAAUACGACAUGGAAUUACCAAUCUAGAAGAAAUGGGGCAUUUGUCAGAUACUCAGAUUGAAUACUAUCUUAACCUCAAGAUUGGAAACGGCAUAAAAAUUAAAAACGACAUUUCUUUGUUGCCUUGUCUGAAUAUUAGAACAAAACUAGAAAAUUGCAAAAUAGAAAAUGAAGAGUUGUGGUUGACAUUUAAAGUUGAGAUUAGUGCAACAUUCAAGUCUAGCAUUUGGCAUGGUCAGCACCUCUCAUUAGAUAUCGAAACCGAGAAAAGCUCAGGAGAGUUAAUCGACUUUAGAAGAUUGCAAGUUAACAAACUACAGUCACCAAGGGGCUUUAGAAUUUCAGCAAAAAUAUCACCAAAACUAGAAAAAAUAGAAUUCUCAAUUCAUUGCCAAGAAAUCGCCGGACUCGGCAAAACAAUCGUAUAUUCCACUGAUCAUUUGGCAUCACAGUUCUCUGCGAAGACACCAAAUAUAAGGAAAGAUCUAAAUAGUUUAGAAAAAUGCCUCUUCUAUGAAAGCAGUAGUGACGGAGAAGUGGGGAAAACGUCUAGGGUUUCCCAUAAAGAUGGAUUAGAAGAAUCGCUAUCCUCAGAUGAUAGUAUACUAGAUUAUUUGAAUGAAAGGAAGAAAUCAUCAAAGGCGGUUGAAUCUGCAGCAGUUAUUCACCCGGAGGCACACUCUUCUUCACAUUUUAGUAAUGGCCGCCAAGUAAGAUCUAAUGGCAAUUACGAGUGUUUUCAUAGCUGCAAAGACAAAACGCAAUGCAGACAUUUAUGUUGUAAAGAGGGUAUUCCAGUAAAGUAUAUAAAAGAAAAAGGACCCUCCUCAAUCAAGCCAGUAUCAAAACCUGAUCAAAUACGCCAGCCACUGCUUGCAAAAAAUAUCAACACAACCCCUCACCUGGAAAAAAGACUGAAUAGUAAACCAAAGCAGUGGCAAGAAGAAAAUACAGAUAUUGCGACAGUUCAUACACUUCCUUCAAAAAUUUAUAAUCUAUCGCAACAGAUGUCGUCUAUGGAAGCGGGUGAACAAGUCCUAAAAUCAGGCCCCGAAAACUGCCCUGAAAUAAUUCCUAUUGAUCUUGAAUCAUCCGAUAGUUAUUCUAGUAAUACAGCGGCGAGCUCAAUAAGUGAUCCGAAUGGUGAUCUGGAUUUCUUGGGUUCCGAUAUAGAGUUUGAAUGA
This is a messenger RNA of Saccharomyces cerevisiae S288C, 3564 nucleotides long. It is a transcript of the gene HFM1, whose product is annotated as DNA helicase. The transcript has 2 exons. Gene Ontology annotation, cellular component: nucleus. Gene Ontology annotation, molecular function: ATP hydrolysis activity; 3'-5' DNA helicase activity; ATP binding. NCBI's taxonomy places the organism in Eukaryota, Fungi, Ascomycota, Saccharomycetes, Saccharomycetales, Saccharomycetaceae. The coding region runs from base 1 to 3564 and encodes 1187 amino acids. The record is from RefSeq and is marked reviewed.